CAGCACCCACCAAUUUAAUCCUAGUCUAAUCACAAGACAAUUUACAAUGACCAAUUUACUACUAACCGGUACAUUUUUGGAAUGUGGGAGGAAACUGGAGCACCCUGAGGAAACCCACAUGAUGACCGGAUGGAUGCACAAACUCCUCACAGACAGCGUUGAAAUUGAACACUGAACUCUGAUAAGCUACAACAACAUCGUGCUAACCGCUACACGACUGUGGCACCUGUUCCUGCCAAAUUAGUUCCAAAUUACCUCAGGUAAAGCAGCAGAUUCAAGUCAGAAAUUCACAGAAUGUUUCUGCAGCCUCCCAGUUAAAUUUCAUCAGUGACCAUGUACAGAGGUAGCAAGGCAGGAUGGACCAAAGGGCCGGUUUUUGUUCUCCAGCUGCCUGGAGCCAAACAGAUGGGAGUUGGAGGUUCUGUGGUUUGGCUGAAGGUAACGGGAGGAGACAGGGGUGAAUUUCAGCAAGUUCCAGACCCUGACCCUGACUCAGAGCCCACACUCGGUUGGCAGUCCAGGGUCUCUAGACAAUACAGUUAUGAUUGUUUCUAUUCCGUCAACACCUCCCUCUCUCUUUCUCCAGGACUCGCUACUACCAUCUGGUGCCUCACUUGGCUGGCGUCCCGGUGCCAGAGUCGGGCAGCGUCAGUGGGCGGCAGCCCAGGGCCGCAGAGGCCGAGGGGAGCUCUCCAAUGCCUUCUCGGCUUUGUUGGUGGACAUGUGGCUGGGUGACUACAUGUACGUCUUCCCGGAUGAGGUGAAGAGAGUUCUUGGGAAGGUGCACCCGCCAUUCUCUGAUGGGAGCCAGCAGGAUGCACAGGAACUUCUGCUGUUUUUCCUCAAUGUUCUCCACGCUGAUCUGAAGAAGUCCACAGGCGUGAGAAAUGUGGAAACAUCAAUUGUUACGAGGCUUUUCCAGGGGCAACUGAGCUACGUAAAGCUCUGUCUGAAUUGUUACCACAACUCCAAUCAAACAGAGACCUUCCUGAGCCUCUCUCUGCCAAUGCCACCAGACAGAAUAUGUUCCAUUCAGGAUUGCUUCAGGCUGUUUUUUAAAGAAGAGGUCCUGAGCUUGAGAGACCGGCCUUACUGCUCCUUCUGCAGCCAGAAGCAGGACCAGUUGGAGUGUAUCCAGCUGCUGAAAGCCCCAGACAUCAUCAUCAUUCACUUGAAGCGCUUUGAAUCAGGUGACAACGGAAACAGGAAACUGAGCAGCAUGGUGACCUUUCCCCUGGAAGACCUCGAUCUGACCCAGUACACAACCACUCCAGCAACUCAGCACCCAAAGUACCAGCUGUACGCCGUGGUGAACCACACCGGUACCUUGGAGAGUGGUCACUAUACUGCCUUCUGCAAGAAUCCACUGACACAGAACUGGCAUGAAUUCAAUGAUGCAAAAGUGACCAGCAUUUCUGAGCAGAAAAUCCAGUCACCAGCAGCCUACAUACUCUUCUACAAUUGUGUGAAUUUCCAGUGGUCACAGUAAGGGUGUCCCUCAUCACUGUAAUAACCAUAACUCAGCUUUCAUACUGUACUUGCCCUAGAGGGAAGCCAUCAUGAUAAAUUAUGAAAUCUUGGCUAACAUCUGUUAUUUUGUUGGUUAUUGUCUUAAGUUGACAAUGUUUCAUGAAUUAAAAGAAAUCCCUCUUAACAGUUGGCAUUGCAGUAUGCAAUCACUUUCAUGCCUGGCAUUAAACAGGCUUCACAACACUCUGGACCCAAUCAUUCACCUGAAUUUUGAAAUUCAGGUAAGAACAGGGUUUGCUUGGCACAAUCUACUUGCUCGAGAAGGUGCAUCAGAUGUUUUAGUACAUUUAUCCACAUGCACAGUGGUGGCUCAGACUGUGGCUGAAGUGGAAUGUCACUGAAGCACGUUUUACUGGUGGUGGUGGGUGGGGGGGGGGGGCCCUGACGGGAAUAAAUCAGUCUUCACUUGCAUCUCCGUUACACUGCUUUUCUUUUCCUGACACCUCAACCCUAUCGAAGAUCUGUUCUUGCUUACAGGACAAUUACUGUCCUUAAAGGGCAAGUCAGCCGAUUUGUUAACCUUAACAAAACUGCAAGUAGCUGAAAGUUUAUAAAUUUAAGGAAGCUAGUCAGUAAGUGCAGUGGGUUUAGCUAGAAAGCAAUAUAUGCACCAUGCCUCCACUACCACCUUUUGCCUUCUACCAUCGAGCCAAUUUGUUAUCUCCUGCUGCAGACAAUGUAUUGAACUUGCUGGACUUUAUCAA
This is a messenger RNA of Hypanus sabinus (Atlantic stingray), 2234 nucleotides long. RefSeq names its product putative ubiquitin carboxyl-terminal hydrolase 50. The transcript has 6 exons. Gene Ontology annotation, cellular component: cytosol; midbody; extrinsic component of plasma membrane. The coding region runs from base 542 to 1489 and encodes 315 amino acids. Gene Ontology annotation, molecular function: cysteine-type deubiquitinase activity. The record is from RefSeq and is a predicted model, not a curated record. Gene Ontology annotation, biological process: Ras protein signal transduction; protein K48-linked deubiquitination; protein K63-linked deubiquitination. NCBI's taxonomy places the organism in Eukaryota, Metazoa, Chordata, Chondrichthyes, Myliobatiformes, Dasyatidae.